Molecule: messenger RNA, 2278 nt
Organism: Daucus carota subsp. sativus
Lineage: Eukaryota; Viridiplantae; Streptophyta; Magnoliopsida; Apiales; Apiaceae
Product: WD repeat-containing protein 26 homolog
Exons: 5
Coding region: 137-1876 (579 amino acids)
Molecular function (GO): protein binding
Source: RefSeq, a predicted model, not a curated record
AGAGUUUUCAAGAAACAUGUAUGUGUAUAUAUUUUACAUAGAUUACAGUACAAAGCACACAACUUUCGGCACAUUUCUGGGUUUGGUGUUCUCUCUGCUUAUUUGCUGGACAUACAUGGGAUAAGUCGUACAUUUCAUGGGAAUAAUAGAAGAUAAUGAACCACCCUUGAAGCGUUUGAAAGGUCCCCCGAGUGUUACAAAGGAGGGCAUGCUUUAUAAACUGACAGCAUCAAGCUCUGCUGGCGACUCAAUGGCUAGGGCACUUUCUUUCAAAAGAGACGAUGAAACAGUCGGUCUGAAAGGAAUUAUUAAGAAGCAGGAAUUCGUGAAGAUUAUUAACAGAGCACUCUAUUGUCUUGGUUAUAGUAAGACGGCAACCGUUCUGGAAGAAGAAUCAGGCGUACCAUUACGCUCAUCAGCCGUAAACUUGUUUAUGCAGCAAGUAGUGGAGGGAAAAUGGGAUGAAUGUCUUGCUACAUUGCAUCAUAUUGGUCUUACAGAUGAAGUUAUUUAUAAAUCGGCAUCUUUUUUGUUAUUGGAGCAGAAAUACUUGGAUCUUUUGAGGGAAGGAAAAUUCAUGGACGCUCUACUUGCUUUAAGAAAUGAAAUUGUUCCCCUUUCUAUCAAUGUUGACCGAGUUCAUGAACUUUCAGCCUAUAUUAUAAACCCUUCCCAGUUUUUGGCCCUUGGACUUUCUGAUCAGGACACUGCUACUGCAAUCUCAAGAGCGAGCUGUUUAGAAAAAUUACAGAAGUUGCUUCCUGCGGCUAUCUUGAUUCCUGAACGAAGGUUAGAGCAUUUAAUCGAACAAGCUCUUGAUGUGCAGAGAGAUUCUUGUGUGUUUCACAAUACUCUGAAUAGUGAUCUAUCAUUGUAUUCAGAUCACCAGUGCGGAAAAGAUCACAUUCCUUCCGAGACAUUACAGAUAUUGCAAGAACAUAAGGAUGAAGUAUGGUUUCUGCAAUUUUCUCAUGAUGGCAAAUAUUUGGCAUCUUCCUCCAAGGAUCAGACUGCUGCUGUAUGGGAGGUGAAAGAGAAUGGUCAGCUGAUUUUGAAGCAUAUUUUAUCAGGCCAUCAAGGGGCGGUUUCCAUUAUCUCAUGGAGACCUGAUGACUCUCAACUUUUAACAUGUGGAGCAGAGGAGGCUGUGAGACGCUGGGAUGUUUGUUCUGGUGAAUGUCUCCAUGUCUAUGAAAAGGCUGGUGUUGGCCUUAUAUCUUGUGGUUGGCUGGCUGAUGGCGAUGGGAUUAUCUCCGGAAUGUCUGACAAGAGCAUUUGUUUGUGGGAUUUGAAUGGACAUGUGGUCGAAUGUUGGAAAGGACAGCGCAUUGAGAAUAUAUCAGACAUGGUUGUUACAAGCGAUGGAAAGAUUAUUAUAAGUAUUCGUGGAGGGAAUACAUUACUCCUGUAUAACAGGGAGUCAAGAUGUGAUAAAAUGAUAGAAGAAGAAGAAAUAAUUACUUCAUUCUCACUAUCGAAAGACAACAAGUUCUUGCUCGUUAAUAUUGUGAAUCAAGAAAUCCAUCUCUGGUGCAUAGCUGGAGAUCCGAAGAUGGUAUCCAAGUUUAAAGGCCAUAAACGUACCCGAUUCCUUGUGAGAUCUUGUUUUGGAGGUUUUGAACAAGCAUUUGUUGCCAGUGGGAGUGAAGAUUCUCAGGUAUAUAUCUGGCACAGAGGCACGGGAGAGCUUCUGGCAAAGCUUCCAGGUCAUUCUGGAACAGUCAAUUGUGUCAGUUGGCAUCCUACUAACCCUCACAUGUUGGCUUCUGCCAGUGAUGAUUUUACAAUCCGAAUAUGGGGCAUUACGACUCCGAAGUGUGAAGGUGCAAAUCAUUACAAUGGGAGACAUUACCAUCAACCCAACGGGAGAACAUGAUAUGUUUCUUUAUGAGUCAAAAUUUUCUCAUCUGGAGCUUCUACCUCCCCCAACAUCUCAUAUGUACAAAAAGAUAAUCUGAUGGUUUUUCUAAUCAACAAUGUGCGAGCUGAAAGCACCUCGAUGAUCAAGUAUCUUCCCUCUGCACUGCACUGAACAAUGUAGCUUUCUACAAUCUACUUGGUUUUUUCCAUUGCCACUGUAUGUGCUGAAAGCACCUUGAUAAUCAAGUAUCUGGCCUCCUGUGUUGCAUCAGACAAUGUAGCUUAUCUACGACCCUACUCGUUCUUUCUGAUUGACGUAGUAUGAGCUUAAAACACAUCGAUAAUCAUCUGGCUUCCUGUAUUGCACUGAACAAUGUAGCUCAUCUCAAUCCUACUAGUACCAGUAUUUUCUCGCAUC